GUUUUAUUUAAUUUAUUUGGCACACAGUUUUCAUUUUGAAUUAAAUUAUUAUUACUUUUUUUUUAUAGCAGGAGAAGAUACAUGUUAGGGUGUCGUCCUUAUCCAUUGAAGAAAAUAAUAUAGAUCAAUUCAUCAAGCAGAAGUUGAGUGAGGGUAGUAAUGGAAACCAUAGAACAAAACAAGUCAAGGGUGUUGGUCAUUGAUUCUUUGCAAUCAUGGGAAUUCAAUCUCAAUCAAGCUUCUAAUCACAAUUCACUUAUUGUUGUUCACUUCACUGCUUCAUGGUGCAUGCCGUCAGUGGCUAUGAUUCCAUAUUUUGAAGAACUAGCAUCAAAUUAUCCAGAUUUUCUGUUUCUCUCUGUUGAUGUUGAUGAAGUCAAGGAGGUGGCCACCAAGAAUGAUAUAAAGGCAAUGCCAACAUUUUUGUUUUUGAAGGAUGGUGCUCCAUUGGAGAAGCUAGUUGGUGCCAAUCCAGAAGAGAUUAAGAAAAGGAUAGAUGGAUUUGUUCAGUCCACUCAUGCUUCAAUUGCUUAGUACAAGCAUCUGUAUGAUAUUUUCCCUUUGCAAGUUGUAAGAAGUGUGUUUGUAGUCCUGUACUAUAGCAUCUUGCUCAAAGCCUUUUGUAAUGUUUUAUGUCAUUUCUUCAAGUGUAAUUUCCAAGUUCCAUUAACUCAAUGCUUUAGUUAAUGGUUACUAGUAUUGUCUACACUUUUUAUGUCAGCUAAACUUUGUAUAUUUUAUUAGCUUUCAAAUUGAAUUGCUUUUUUGUAUAAUUCCAGUGAACAAACGGUGUUGAACAUCAAAUACUUUUUCUGGUAUUCUUCCAUUUGGAUGGUGAAUCA
Molecule: messenger RNA, 842 nt
Organism: Cicer arietinum (chickpea)
Lineage: Eukaryota; Viridiplantae; Streptophyta; Magnoliopsida; Fabales; Fabaceae
Product: thioredoxin-like protein CXXS1
Source: RefSeq, a predicted model, not a curated record